Molecule: messenger RNA, 264 nt
Organism: Amoebophrya sp. A120
Lineage: Eukaryota; Dinophyceae; Syndiniales; Amoebophryaceae
Source: the annotation of a GenBank genome assembly
AUGGAAGCGCUGGGGACCCAUGGACGAGCCACCACGGACCGCUUGGGCGGAAGCUUCUUGCGCUCCGUAGGUUCGUCCUUGAGCAAGUCUGCACACAUCAGUCAAUCACAGUCAACGCUCACAGAUCCAGCGACGCGAAGGAGCACCGCAGAGGACCGGGGCUCGAUGAUCGGAAGCAGCGUUCGUCCCGACGCUACAUCGGCAUCUGGUGAAGCUCUUCUUCCUGACGGCGACACCAGCAGACCUCCGCCGAUCCGACUUCUC